Molecule: messenger RNA, 9034 nt
Organism: Asterias rubens (European starfish)
Lineage: Eukaryota; Metazoa; Echinodermata; Asteroidea; Forcipulatida; Asteriidae
Source: RefSeq, a predicted model, not a curated record
UCUAUCUCUCUGCAGACGUCUGCUCGAGCUAUCUAGCUAGCGUGAGCUCAGGCAUGCUGUGUAUGACUAUGAUAUGGUGGAAAUUGUGUUGACGAUACGUCCUUCUCACGUGAAGAUUGUGGAUUCUUUUUACUUGCCCUCGAAUUUAAAAGGUUGAGUUGAAAGAAGAAGCCCAUCAAGAGCAGUUAUGUAUUCUUCUGGGUGCACCCCUGGUGGCAUGCCGUACACCCCAUUGUAUGUACACGCACCGGUGUUUGUCCCCAGCAAUGCCCCUGUACAAGGUGUUCCUCGACAGGACCAGCAGCAGUACCCAAGCUCCUACGUCCCACAGGCAAGACAGCAAAUGGUUUCUCCAGUCCAAGUUGCUUUAUAUCCAACGCCUUGUUCUAGCCCAUCUAGGCUCCAGCCAACGCAUGGCAUCCAACCUUUUUAUGGUCCUAGCUCUCCACCAAGUGUACAGGGAGUGCGUACAGAUGGAAUGCUAACAACUUGGCAGGGGCAUCAACCGCCCCAAGUUCAGGGGCAUCCGCCACCCCCCCUACAGGGUUACCCAGCGCCCCCAGUACAGCAAACUACUUCAGCCUACCAGCAGCCACAAACUUCAGGCCACCAGCCGCACUUUCAAAGCCUGCAGCCAUGUCCUCAGCCGAGGCCACAACCUCCAGCUGACACAAGACAUAAGCUGGUAGUUGCUCAAAACCAACCACAGCAUCUCCAACAAUACAAAUAUCCACAACCGAAGCCCUACACCCCUCAACAAUCCCAAUGCAACAGAGCCAUGUACUUUUCACAAACUACCUCGACCAUGGUGUCUUACACAAGUGACUCUGAGCGCAGAGGUUUUGGCGGGAAUCCCAGCAUUAAGAACCAGCAGGCUAUGUAUCAGAAACAGUUUGUUCAGAGUACGGCACAUGACCCCAACGUUAAGGAGUGCAUUCUUCCGCUGACUUCUCCAGAGAAACAGAGACUGUUCAGUCAAUUCCAUGAAACCCUGAGCAUUUAUGGCAAACUGGAUGUCUGCGACCAUCACUUACUCAGCAUCUUCAUGCAGUUGCCUGCCUCUAUCCGUCGUGGAAUCAAGAGACUGGGAGGCCUGAAAGUAUUCUUGGCGGAGGAGUUUCGGGUUGAAGGAGACAACGUUUCACUGAGAGAAGUAUCACCGGCGUUUCAAGAUGAUAGAUCCUAUGACCCAGCAGAGUGGGUGGAGAGCAAAACUGAAGACUUUCUUGUCACAGAGUUUAUGAAAGAGCCUCCUGUGAUGAAGAAUCGUUCCGAAGAUGUAGACGACGGCAACCUCCUGGAAAUCUGCUCCUUCUUGUCUGAUCAUUACGGAGAUGGAGGUGGUUACUAUGAUGAUUACAAGGCACUGUAUCCAGGUGGACAACCUUCGUUUGAGUCGCCAGUAAGAACCAAGGAUAAAAGCCCGUACUCAAAUCUUGGAAACAAACUGGCUGCAAAGGCAAAGCAGGAGAAAGCUAUUAACAAAUCCUUAGUCACCAACACCUCAGUCCACAUUAUUGACCACCAAGACACUGAACUGAAAGUCAAAACCUCCGUGCCAUCAUCACAUUCACAGAGAUCAUCGCCAUCACCGUACGUGACCAUGGGAGAGAAACUGGCCACUAAAGCCCAAGAAGUACGAUCGGGAGACAUUGGGAAGGAAAGUAACCAGAAACAACAUUCGAAUGUAGUCAGACAGAAGCACCUGGUUUUUGGUGAUCUACUGAAAAGGAAUGACUCAUACCAAUCAGAGUCGCAGGAAAUCAAGACGACGUCAUCAGCAGGUAGUCCCAAGUGGACGGGAGACGCCAGUGUCAGACCCAGAAUGGCUUCUAUGUUGAGUGGUCAUUCCACAGUUGAAGAGCAGACCGACUGGAUUCUGCACUUGAGAAGCCUCGCCAAUGUGAAGACUUUGCCGGUUAAGAACAACGAGUUGCCAGCAGAUACCGAGAUGGUGGAGUCACCAAAAGAGGAGGCACACUUGGGCUCUGCCACUGCGAGUAAACUGGCUGACCCAAGUCAUGUGGUGGGGGUAAAGACUGAGCUAGAGUCCGACAGAGAGUGGGCGUUAAAUUUGCAGACACUUGAGUUGCCAAGGGAUGAGGUUGCUAAUGAGCAAACUGUCCAGCUUCAAAGUGAGGCAGAUCAAGACGGUGAGCACUCGGCAAGUACUACUCACGAACUGGUGACCCAGCAGACUGAUGUAGCUGAAGACACUCUUGAAGAUAUUGAGUCUUUAUCGUCUGGAGGGUAUGAAACCCCGAGUGAAGAAGUUCUGCAGGCGUCCUCCAGUGACGGCAAGAUGAGCCUGAACUUGGAUUCAAGCACCGAGGAUGAUAACUGCUCAGAAACUGGAGAAGAGUUUGGUACACUUAUGGCUCUUCUGUUAAAACCAGAAUCAAAAAGGUCAUUGGAUGACAACAUCUCAGGAACGUGUAUAGAUUGUGUGGAUGAAACGACAACAACCAAAGUGGAAGGUGAUCAGAUCAACAUCAUGGAUGAUCUUGAGGGUGAUCUUGAGGGUGAUGAUGGUGAUCUCAAAGGUGGUCUUGGUGGUGAUCUUGAGGGUGAUGACAAUGGUGAUCUUGUAAGGGAUCUUGAGGGUGAUCUUGACUGUGAUCUUGAAUAUGAUGUUGAAGGUGAUCUUAGGAGUGAUGAGGGUGAUCUUGAAGGUGAACCUACUAAAGUGUUGGACCCAACUGAAACCGACUUUGAAGAGGUACACAUGGUGAACCUGCAAGAGACUCUUGCUUUGGCUGAGGCUGUUGAAGAACCAAUGGCAUCCUUAACAUCAACAGACAACUUUGACAUGAAUGCCCUGGUGCUCAUCGAGGAAACACCUUUAAAAGAUGAUGAUCAAUUACCUGAUUCCCAAUCACAAGACUGCGAUAUUGGACAACCAGACCAAACAUCUGAAGACUGCAUCAUAGCAGAGAGUCCAGAAGCUAAUAAAGAUUGCCAUAAGGACGAGGGACAAGCUGUCAUUGUUGACAAGAACUUUCCAGAGGUUGAGGAAGCUUUUCAACCGAGAUUACCAGUGGAAGAUUCUUUACCAUGUCUCGUCACAGAGAACUAUGACUCCUCUCAGAACCUUAAUGCACCUUUCGCUUUUAAACUGGGGUGUAUUGUUCCUGAAGAUGAAAUGACUCAAGAAGACAGAUGUGAUCCUUUCCAUUCUCAGUCACAAGGUCAUGAAGAGUCGAGAAAUGAGGCACUUGACAGCAGCUUAGAAGAAGCUUCUGACAACCAUGAGGAGGGCAAAGCUGUCUCAAAAAGCCAAAGUUUCCUGCCAAGCCAAGAAGUCGUCCCAGGCCAUAAAGUCGUCCAAAGCCAAGAAGUUGCACAAAGCCAAGAAGCUGACCAAAGCCAAGAAAUCAUCCAAAGCCAAGAAGUUGCCCAAAGCCAAGAAGCUGACCAAAGCCAAGGAAGCAAAGAAGUCGUGCGAAGCCAAGAGGUCGUCCAAAGCAAAGAAGUUGUCCCAAGCCAAGAAGUCUGUAUAAGCGUGAGCAAUCAGGAUACCGAAUCUGUUCAGCAUAGAUUUUCAGUGGCAGCUUCUCUCCCCACAAGUAACGCGAAUCUCAUCAGAGAGAAAGAUAAUACCUCGCAAAAAGUCAAUGCACCCUUGUCAGUAAGGUAUCGUCAUCGUAUGAUAAUUGUAGAUCAUACAUCUUCAGAAGACGGAAGUGAUCAGUCUGAUUCAUGGUCUACAGUUGAAGAAGAGAGUAAAGAUGAAGAAGAGAGUAGACCACAAGAGAAAUCGGAAGCAUCGGAGGGUUGUCUCUUAACAGAGGCUGUAGAGUCUCAUCCUGCUGACACUGGUGAGAGUCAGGCUGACGUCCCAAGCCACAAUGUCCACAGUGACAAACAGUCUGGUGACGAAUCACCAGUAAGAUAUCGUCAUCAUAUGGUACUUGUAGAUCACACAUCUUCAGCAGACGGAAGUGAUGAGUCUGAUUCAUGUUCUCAAGAUGAAGAAGAGAGUAAACCUCAAGAACAAUCAGAAGCAUCUGACGGUAGUGUCUUAACAGAAGCUGCAGAGUCUAAUCCUGCUGAUCAUGGUGAGAGUCGGGCUGUCGUCCCAAGCCAAGAUGUCCCCAGUGACAAACAAUCUGGUGACAAAUUGCUAGUUAGACAUCGUCAUCAUAUGAUACUUGUAGAUCACACAUCUUCAGAAGACAGAAGUGAUGAGUCCGAUUCAUGUUCUCAAGAUGAAGAAGAGAGUAGACCUCAAGUGCAAUUGGAAUCAUCUGCUGGUAGUCUUUUAACAGAGGCGGCAGAACCUCAUCUUGCUGACCAUGAUGAGAGUCGGGCCAUCUUUCUAAGCCAAGAUGUCCUUGUUGACAACAGCCUCACUAAGACACAACCAGGUGAUCAUGAAGAGAGUAGACUUCAGGAGGAAUUUAUGGAAUCAGAAGUCAGCAUAAUGAGAGAAGCCGUGGAGACAGUGCCAGAUACCGAUGAAGAGAGAUGUACAGCCUUCUUUAACCAAGAGGUCCUUAUCACCAAGAUUGCUUUAAAGACUAAGGACAGAGGAGUCAAUACUGAUGAGAUCCGUAAGUGCACCAGAGCUGUAAGUACAAGGAAGGAUGUAGAGAGGACGCUCGGUGUCAAUACUGACAUUGUCAUCAAAGAGGAUCGUGGAGUGGACACACCAACUGAACUUGAAGAAGCUUACAUGCAGAAGUACAUCAAUGCUGUGAACAGGGUGAAGGUUCUGGAGGCAACGAUGGAAAUUGAGCGAAGCGUGGCAGCAUCUCAGAAGAAAAAACACAGUCGGGAAAUGCAAGAAGCAAGAGAGAGUCUCCAUGAAAGCAAACAAAGUCAAAAGAGUGUGGAAAAAGAGUUGCAGGUACGUCGUCAUCAGCAAACAGCAGAGUUGAAGAAGACUACCAUGGAGCUGAGAGAACUGCAGGGUCGAUUCAGCAAUGCAAAGACCAAGAUUUUUGCUGGAGAGAAACUCAACUCAAGCCUCUCCAGUGAGUUAGAGUCAGUCACAAGACAGCUGUUGGAUCUUGAAGCAUCUUCAUUGAAGAGAGAGAUGGAAGAAGUCAAAAUAAAGAACAGUGUGGAGACUGAUACCCAGGAGCUUGAUGAAGCUCGUGAUAUGCUCACUGCUGAGCGUCUUGCGUCACUGACUCAACGAGCUAAAACUGCUGAACUCAAGGUUCUUGAAAUGAAGCACCAAGCUCUUGAGGAGAAGAUUGCUAGUACUCUGUCAAGUUCUUCUUAUACAUAUAACAUCUACGCAGAGAGCUCCAAAAUCAGCAUGUACGAGAAAAACCAACUGGCCUCAAGAUUCACUGCCUAUGAGGACACCAUUAAGGGACAUGUUUCUAAGCUGCAGUCUGACUAUGAAGCUUUGGUUCAGAUGAUACAGCAUGAAGACAAGGCACCAGACCAGCUACAUGAACUGAAGAUUCCAUCUAUAGAUACAUUUGCUGUCUCGGUGGUAAAGAAGGUUGUGAGUCAGUUUGUACUCAAUGAGUCAGUUUGUACUCCAUUUAGGGGGGUGUUUUUUUUUUUUAUAAAACCAAGACACGAACAUGUAAACCUCUACCAACAAGGCACUGGUUCAAGCAGCGAGCCAUCAGCUAGAACCACAACCCCAACCCCCCAUUCAGAUCCAAGUCCUGGUCCUGCCUCGGAGGGUCCUGUCAUCAUCGGUUUUGUUGACAGCGAGACGCCAUCUACCGUCCAUGGAGGAGGUCUUAGUAGACAUCAGAGGGUUCUGGGUGGAGCGAGGAAGGGGAGAGGACGGGGUAGGAGAGGAUCUGGUACUGUGAGCGGCGACAACAGUCCCAUCAGACCUGGACACCAUGCACUUCAAGAAGGCGAGGACACUCUCCAAGCCCAUCCAACCAAGCCUGCUCCCGAAACCCUGGAAGCAGAUGAGAUGCUAAGUAACCGGCCACUACCAGAUCCCACACAGCAACCUCGUACAGAUCUGCCAGAGACACCGUCCGGUCUGGGUGCAGCUUCCAUGCCACCAGGCUUAAGAACUCCAGCAGGUGGAUCUGAUGGACCUCCUGGACUUACUGAAAACCAGUCCAGUGAAACCAAAGCGUCCAAAGAGGCAACUGUCCUCACCAGAGCUGAACGCAUCAGGAACAUGCAGCGGAUAUUCAGCAGUGGUUCAUCCCUUUCUAGGCUGAGGUCCAAAUUCUCAGAGGGACUCUCAUCUCAACUUCACAUGACUUUAGGCUCCCACUCUGGAGAAAUCUCCGCCAGGAGGCUGAAUGCAGGACUCUUGCCUGUCAAGCAGCCAGCUCCUCAAGUGGCUUCUCAAGGGGUGGAAGAUAAAGUGCAACAACUAGACACAACCUCUGAGGGAAGCCCCACAACCUCUGGCCAGGGGCAGGAGUCUCACAAUCCAGUAUCUAGUGCAUCUUCAAGCGCUGUGCUCGCCACUAGUCCAGAUCAUGAAGAAGUCAAUAAGAAAGCAGAUUCAGAUGAGACAUCUAAGGUAGCUACUCCUCUGCUCGAGGUUCCUCAGGAGGCAAUGCAUCAAGAAGUGUCAGCACCAUCUCAACAUGUCAGUGAGACUAACCAGCCAAACCAUCAACAGCCUCAUCAGUCCCAUCAACAAGCUCAUCAACACCAAAGUUAUCGUGUUCCAAGUCAGCCGUCCUUCUAUCCGCCCCAGAGACGCACGGCUCUACUCCCAACACCUCCGCCACCCUUGAUUAGGCCCAAACAUUUGCAACGACCUGCAGCUGUUUCAUUUAGUGAACAAAUUCUUUUUGGAGCUUACCAGAAUCAGCAACGGAACCAGUACUUCCAUGGAAGGUCUACUGGAUUUCCUCCAAUAUAUCCACAAACAAAUCCUCAACCUUAUCUACGCCAGAUGCCAGGUAAGCCUCCUAAUUGGCAAGGAACGGCAAGUACAGAACCUCGGAUGCCUCAGGAUAUUACUAGUAAUCCUCAGAAAUGCAAAAGUAAUGUAGAAGAAGUGGCAGGUAAUCCUAAAGAAGUGGCAGGUAAUCCUAAAGAAGUGGCAGGUAAUCCUAAAGAAAGGGCAGGUAGUCCUAAAGAGGUGGCAGGUAGUCCUAAAGAAGUGGCAGGUAAUCCUAAAGAAGUGCAACAAAUGCCAAGUAAUCCACAAGUAUUUUCAAGUUGUCCUCAGAUGCCAUUGCAUCCUUCUCUAGAGAAGCCUUUGCCUGGUAUUCUUCAGCAUGAUGUGGUCAUGGAAGAGACUGUCGAGUCUGUACCCAUUAUGCUUGAAUCAGCAGAUAGACCAAAAAUUAUCGAGUCAGGCAAUCCUGGAGUUCAUAACCUUGAUGAUAGCACUGAGCCAGAAGAGUUUGAAGCUCUACUCAACCAAGAAAUUAAUGACAACACUGAUGCUGAUCAACGGCAGGAGGCUGGUAUCACAUCAAGCAGAAGCAGACAUCUUUCAUGCGGGUCGGCCGGGCCACGUUCAACCACAAGCCACGGCAAUUUGGUGUUCGGUACAUCUGGCGUUCCUGGACCUGCUUCUGAUCAAAAUGCUAGCAGCUCUGACUUCAAUUCCUGUGGCCAGAACAUCACGGCAGCUCAGAGAAUCAGUAUGGAGUGGAAGGCCAAGAACAGACUUGCUAACAAAAGAGAUGUUGAAAUUCAAGGUACAGGUUUGUCGACUUCCCAACCGCUUACCGCACCACAGUCCUCUGUUGAUACCAAACAGCUUCCCUCAGUUGAGCCCAAUAUAAGGUCACACCAUGCAACUAGUACCUUCUUCCAACAGAAGACAGCCGAUGUGAACACCAGAAGCUUCAACUUCACAAGUGACAGAUCCAACAAAGCCAACUUGCCACCGAGAUUUCAGGCGCAGAUGGAGUCACAGAAGAAGCAGGUUCAGAAGCCGCGUUUGGGGGUUGGUAUCGACCACAUUGCACCUCUCAUGUCAGUGUUGCCAGGGAUGGCCAAGGCUGCUGGGGCGGAGCCAGGGUUGAAGAAGAGGAAGAGUCGGGAUGCUUCAACAACGGAGGAGGACAAGACGAGAGAGAAGAAGGUGGCAGCUGAGGAAGAUGUCAAGACCACCAAGGAAGAAGCAAAGAAAGCAGAAGCUGAUGAAUGGCAAACACAGAUGAGUAAACGAAAGAAGCGAGCCAUGGCCCAACAGGCAGAGCAGAAGCAGCAACAGUCUCCAGCAGGGAAGGCAAUGGGUGGCUCGCUGGAUAAGCUGGUUGGAGUGUUGUCCAAGCAGUUUGCUAAUGUCAAAAUGAAGGAGCUUCUUGAUGUGAUCAGGCAGGUGCGUAUGGAUCACAACGGCAGUCUGAGCGGUAUCCCGCUCAACACUAUCCUAGCUGAGUCUAAACUAUACCUAAAGACCAAGAGGGAACAAUGCCAACCCCACCAGACUAAACCACAGACCUACACCAGGCAGGAUGGUCAUACUAAAGGGAAGGAACUACCGACUCUACAAGCUAUCAAGCAGGCUGGACCCUUACAGGAAGCUGCGGACAUCUGUGUGAUAUGUCAGGAUGAUAUGAGUUCUAAGGGAGGUGAUGUCCGAAUGCUGGACUGUGGACAUCUAUUCCAUGAUGAGUGUAUCAGCAAGUGGUAUGUCACUCGAGAGAGAACCUGUCCUGUCUGCCGUUGCCACACCCUCUUUGUAGAAGACUUCCCUCGUCUUCAGUGAUGUGGAAACUCCUUUUGGAACUCCUUCAAGUGACGAGUAAGUGAUACGACCUCACUUUCUCUUUUAAAAUACCCAAACCCUUUAUAAAGCUUGAUGUAUUCACACUAGUUCAGGGCUCAAAUUUUAGACUGGACCACAGGCCAGCGGCCAGUAGUGUUGAUGCCAGUAAGCUCAAGUCAAGUAGUAUUUUGCUUUUCAAUUGAAUCUGUGUAAUAUUUAUUUUGAACAAAAGUGUCAACUUUGAGUUUGAUAAAACAAUUCCAAGUAUUAUUCCUAAUACUCGACCUAUACAGACAAACGAGAUAAAUCAUAUCUAAGCACUGAGUUACAUGUCUUAGCACGUGUUCAAAUAAAAACAGUUCAAUGCAUGUUAAAGGAUUUGGGUACUUUUUGCAACACAAAACACAAUGUCCA